CAAAAAACAAAAAUCCCCCCAAAAAAUAAGAAUACAUAAAAACAUUUUAUUUUAUUUUUACUAAAGACUUUGGGGGGGCAACAACAACAAAAAAAUCACUUGUGGGCUUGUUUUGGCCUGUUGCCGACCCCUGCUCUAACAAAGCAACAGCAUCUCACCCACCAUGACUACAUGUACUUUUACCAGUAUGAAACCAACCCAGUCUGCGUUCCCUAGAACGACCACAGAACUGCCUUCCAUUUCUUCAUCCUCUUCCUCAUUGCCUCAACUGGGUGGCCAGAGCGGCUUCAGGAGAGUCUGCACCACAGAUGAACCCACUGCCUGUCCAAUCCCUGGACUGGCAGCAGGCGUGCUCGAAAUGAGAGUGAAGGAAGGGAGCAAGAUCCGAAACCUCUUGGGAUUUGUAAUGGCUCGUAUGCAGAGGGAGGAACAGGAAGUGGAUGGGAGUCAGAUUCAGACAAUGCUGAGUGUGAAAGAGGGAGUGACAGUGGACAGGAUUCAGAUGGGGAAGAGGCAAGGAGAGGGAGUCAUGGACAUUGGCCGGAGUCAGACCCGGACCGGGCUGAGAGUGAGACAGGUGGUUUUCACUGGAUCAGGAAAAGGGAUCACCAAAACCAUAACAUGUGUUGAGAUCCUGAAACGGAAACUGGGAGGACUACACCAGUUAUCCAAGCUCCACUACAAGACUGUGAGUGAGGUGUGGGAGAGUCAGGAGACUGACAUGACACCCAUGUCCAGGAUGACGGUUCAUAAGACUGUUCCUGCUAUCAGUAUCCUGCUCUCCAAACACCCACUGGACCCAAGUGAGCCUGGGUAUCAGCCCCCAGAAACCCAGCAUGAUCCUAGCUACCAACCCCAAGGGUACCAGCCUCCUAGGUAUCAGCCCCCAGUGACGCUAUGUGACAGUGUGAAAAUUCCACCUCGACCACAGCUCGAACUCCGCAAAACACAACUGUUGUCAAUACCACUGACCCAGAAAAGCCAAAGCCCUUUUUGGUUCCAGAGUGCCGGUACCUCUAGGUCUCAGGAGGGCAGUAGAGAUGCACAGAGCUGUACGCCACACCUGUGUGCCGCCUCGGAGAAAGAGAGGAAAACAGCAGGAGGAGAGAUACUUUACAGUCCUUGUUCAUACAUAUUGCCUGGUCCUGAAGCCAAGAGAACCUGUAUGGAGAACCACCUGUUCCCCUCGACUCCCUCAACUUGAAAGAAACCUGAGUUCCAUCUACUCUGUGCUCCUGUUAGACACAACAGAGAAACAGAGGAGACAACUGGAAGAGAUUGCUUUUGAGUAAAAGUUUAGGCUCUAGAAUAGAUUCUAAAAGGUGUAGUGGGUUAGGAACAACUAGUAAACCCCUACUUUUUCAAAUUAUACUUCAGGUUUAGGAAAAAUGUCUCAUAAAAUUAUGGUAAAAUGCUAAAUAAAUGUAAUGUAUGUUAUGAUAACGUGCACCCCCUCCGUAAUUUUAGGACCUUGU
Oncorhynchus kisutch (coho salmon) is the source of this 1475-nucleotide messenger RNA. RefSeq lists its product as uncharacterized. Gene Ontology annotation, biological process: tRNA 5'-leader removal. Gene Ontology annotation, molecular function: RNA binding. Lineage: Eukaryota; Metazoa; Chordata; Actinopteri; Salmoniformes; Salmonidae. Gene Ontology annotation, cellular component: ribonuclease MRP complex. The transcript has a single exon. The record is from RefSeq and is a predicted model, not a curated record. The coding region runs from base 164 to 1204 and encodes 346 amino acids.